AUGCUUCUACUAUUUUUAUUUUUUACUUUAAUAAAAAUUAAUUUGACUUCAUAUCAAAAUGUUUCAUUUUUUAGAAAAAACUAUUAUCAUCAUGAUGUAGGAAAAGUACUAUAUUUAUUAAGUUUAGAUUCAUAUUCAAGAAUUCCAGGACAAUGUAUUUCAAGUAAUAUACCAAUUAUUUCAACAUACUCCCCUUUAACAAAAGGAAAAGUUAUUUGUGAUAAACGUGGAAAUAAAUGUUCAUUUUUUAUAUUAAUUGACUCAAGAGCACAAAAUAUGAUUAUUUCAAUUAGUGGAGCUAGAAGUAAUUACCAAUUUAUUCAACAGUUACAUUCUUUCACAAAAGGAACUUUAGAUUUUUUUAAGAUGGGACAUGUAAAUAGUUAUAUUGCUAAUGCACAUCAAUGUGUAUGGGAGAUUGUUAAAAAAUUUUUAAAAAAAAAAAUUUUUACAAAUUACAGUAUUAUUUUGACAGGUCAUUCUUUUGGUGGAGCAAUUGCUGCACUUACAGCUUUAAGAAUACAAAUUAGUAAUUAUAAAAAAAGUAAUCAAAUAUUUUUAUAUACAUAUGGAGAACCAAGAUUUGGAACAUAUUUAUUUGCAAAGAACUUUGAUGCUAGAAUACCUAAUAGUUUUCGUGUGGUUUAUAGCACUGAUAUCAUACCACAUUUACCUCCGUGUAAAAAAUUAAAAAAACACAGAAGACGAUUUCAUUUUUUCAGAACAAAUUAUCCAUGUGAUGAACGUAGUUUAAAUUCAUAUUAUCAUCAUAGCACUGAGGUAUGGUAUCCAAAAUGUUGUAACAGAGGUUGUAUCAUAAAGGUAUGUAAAGGAUAUCCAAAAGGAGAAGAUUCAAAUUGUAGCAAUCAAUUAAAUUUUAAUCUUACUAAUAUUUUUAAAUAUAAAAAAUAUCAUAGAGGUUAUUUUAAUGAAUAUAAUUAUAAUAAUUUUGGUAUAGUAAAUCAAGGUUUUAAUUUAGAUUGCUAA
This is a messenger RNA of Strongyloides ratti, 987 nucleotides long. Its product is annotated as Lipase, class 3 family-containing protein. Lineage: Eukaryota; Metazoa; Nematoda; Chromadorea; Rhabditida; Strongyloididae. The coding region runs from base 1 to 987 and encodes 328 amino acids. The record is from RefSeq and is a predicted model, not a curated record. Gene Ontology annotation, biological process: lipid metabolic process. The transcript is spliced from 2 exons.